Notothenia coriiceps (black rockcod) is the source of this 3345-nucleotide messenger RNA. RefSeq names its product neurexophilin 2a (gene nxph2a). The record is from RefSeq and is a predicted model, not a curated record. Lineage: Eukaryota; Metazoa; Chordata; Actinopteri; Perciformes; Nototheniidae. The transcript is spliced from 3 exons. Gene Ontology annotation, molecular function: signaling receptor binding. The coding region runs from base 498 to 1289 and encodes 263 amino acids.
UCUCCAGACGCGCAGCGCAGGAUUUUGCGCACUGAAAUCAAGUCGAGCUGAAGAGAGCGCACGGCUGCCGGACUGACUGCAGUCCUGACACCCGGAUCGGGUCUCACUUGGCUUUACUUUACCGCGCACCACGUCAAUGUAUUAACAUUACUCGGGAGUAGGAGGAAACAUAGUCCUCGGUUUAUUUCGGUUUGGGCUCAAUUCGCAACUUAGAGGAGUCGUUGUUUGCAGAGAAAUCCAAGUGUCCCAGCUGCUAAAGCGAAACUCACUGAACAUCUUAACAGACGGAGACGUUUUAGAGGAUUUUAAGACUCUUUCCAGGCAAUAUUGAACAAGGAUGAUUGCAACCGCCUUACACAAUUAAGUGAGGUAUUGCAUUUCAGGAAAAAACGGUGAUCACAGCAAUGCUACAACGGCAUGUGCGUCUGCCCCUCUCCAAAUCUCCCAGUGAGGAUUUAAACGCCGCUCAUUUUGAAUAAGUCGAGAAGUCACCGAAGAUGAGAGCUCUGCAAACAUUCCUGUUUCUGUUCCUCCUGCACCAGGUCACAUGCAGGAAAAAGAACGGAGGAGCCACAGAGCUCAUCGAGUGGGCUGACAUUGACACCGAACAGAAGAUCUCUCCCACGGGUGCCAGUCCACGGAUCCUCAACCCCCUGCGCUUGUUUGCCAAGGGCUCCCCCGGGUUCAAGAGCAACAUGAGGGAAAUAACAUAUUUACAGAAUAUGGAGGACUUCUGGGACUGGUUAUCUAACCAGACAGAUGCUCAGGGGGCACAGGCCAGAACUAAACGCAGGCCCAUCGUCAAGACCGGAAAGUUCAAAAAGAUGUUCGGGUGGGGGGACUUCCACUCCAACAUCAAGACUGUCAAACUCAACCUGCUGAUCACGGGGAAGAUCGUGGACCACGGGAAUGGCACUUUUAGUGUUUACUUCCGCCACAACUCCACGGGCCUGGGGAACGUGUCGGUCAGCCUGGUGCCGCCUUCCAAGGUGGUGGAGUUCGAGAUCGCCCAGCAGUCCACGCUGGAGACCAAAGACACCAAAUCGUUCAACUGUCGCAUCGAGUACGAGAAGACGGACCGCAACAAGAAGACUGCACUGUGCAGCUUCGACCCGUCCAAGGUGUGCUAUCAGGAGCAGACGCAGAGCCACGUGUCCUGGCUGUGCUCCAAACCCUUCAAAGUCAUAUGCAUCUAUAUAGCCUUUUACAGUGUAGACUAUAAACUGGUGCAGAAGGUAUGCCCUGACUACAACUACCAUAGCGACCAACCUUACUCCUCCACAGGAUGAUCUGGCUGUUGGUAGUAGGCAUCAACCUUAAAGUUAUGUCAACGUCAACCUCUAAGCUCCCUGUCCCGAAACACCUAAAUACCUGAGACACGUUGUGGGAACUUAUAAUGGGGCACAUUCUGGAGGGAUUUGAUGCAUUGUUAAAAAAAUAAACUUUUGUAUAUAGAACUUGAGAUAGUUAGGUGUUCAGGGACUUGGUUUUAGGGGUUGACUUGGGAUUUAGAGCUAGCUACCAACCCUGGGUGACUCCUCCCCAUCACAACAGCACAUGUUCUCCGUAAACCGCUGGUGUAAUUAGCAUGUUGUCCAGAUGUUUUCUUCAAGGCUAGUCCAUAGGCAAGAGGGACUCCCAGUUGGAAGUGCAUAGCCAGCUUCAGUGCAUUGAUGCCAACAUUGAUUUCCUCACCUCACUGAAACCAUUAUGGGAUGAAAUAUGAUAAGGCUUUGAACCAGGUUAAUAAUUACCAAGACGUUUCAGUUCAACGCAGGAUAAAAUUAGAUAUUUCCCCUUUGAAACAUUAUUACGUUUUGAUUUGACAAAAUGAAGUGUUCAUUGCCUUCGAAAGUAGAGCUAAUAUCCAUUUGUACUUGUUAACGGGACACAGGCACGCAGUCUAUUCAGAUUAGCUUGAUCAAUUUUUCUCAAGUAGCUGUGAAAUAUGGCCUCACAAUCUAUAUUUUAUUUCUUGUCUUUCUAUAUAGGGACUGGAAUAGUCAAUUGAUUAUGUGCCCGUGACAAAAUAAAUUGAUCCAGUAAAUCUAAUCCCAACAGCAAGCAGAGAACAUAAUUGUAAAUCAUUACUCAUUCGUAUGUAGGUACCCAUCCGUGUAUAACCUGGCUGCUGCCUUUUGUGCUCCUUAUGUGUCGGUUUUCCGCUGCAACCAUCACAAGGCAUGUGUAUGCUAAAUUAGUCUGAAAUCCAACAUCUGUGUUUGCAGGAUGCACUUUGAGGCAUCAGCCUGCCGAGAGAGCCCCGCAGUGGAUUAAUGUGUCAGGAGAGGAGGGGGAGAGGCGAUAAUUGCAGGACAGGUGGAUUUAGUGAGUCUGGCAGACAAUUAUCAGCACUUUGUCAUGGUCCUGCCACCAGCCCUGACAUUACCUGUCUUUAAUAGGCUUUAAUUAGCCUGGGAAAUUUCAUUUACCUAAGACUAAGAGUGGAGAAGCCAAAAAAAAAAAGGCGAAAAGUACAAAAUCCGUCUGGAAUUUUAAUGAGAAGUGGGACUUACAUGUGAAAAUGUCAUACAUUUCCCAACUGUACAGCAGGCUUAAGUUGACUGACUUUUGUGUAAAAGUGGAUCACAUCCAGUCUUGUAGUAAAUGGUGAAAUGUGCUUUGAAUUUGCAAUCACUUAAACCAUUUUGAAAAAGGUUCUGUUGAAAACCACCAACCCAUGAAAUGUCAAAAAUUGUGUUUAUUGCGUAUAUCAAGGGUUUUUAGACUAGGGCAUGUGCCACUGACUAAUCACAUGACAAUUAUUUCUGUCAAUGUUACUUUUAUUUUCUGUAUCUCACCUUUUCCCCCCCAUCAUCUGUAAAUUAUCCUGUCACAUUUUACAGGAGGAGUAUGAUAUGAUUAGGAAAUAAUUAAAUCCAAGAUGGUGUAUGUUGGUGUUUUAGUUCUACUCCUUUGUGCAAAUGCUGUGUAUUAACGUGCAACUAAAAUAAUGGUGUUUACUAAUGGAGUAAACAAUGUCAAUUAAUUAUAAUUUUUCAAGAGAAAUAUAUCAAUAAGUAUACUGUUCAUAUUUUUGGUGUUUGCUAAGCGAUAUUAUGUAGAUAGAUGUCAUUCAUAGAUUAUAGGUAGGGUAUAGAUUGCUUUGAUAUCCUUUUCUGUAAUUCUUGCAGAUUGUAUUUUCAUUUCCUGCUUGCUUAACCUUGUUUUAACCGUGUACCCUGUAAAAUAGAAGAAAAAAAAGAGCACUGCUGUGUGUAUAGUGUAAGUACAAAUGUUCAUUUUCUGGAAUAUUUGAUUUCAUAGGGGGUUGAUUUUUUGUUCAAAUGGAAUUGUAAAGAACAAUUUUGGUUUUUAUGGCAUUAAAACCUUAUUUGAACUUGG